Paramecium sonneborni is the source of this 796-nucleotide messenger RNA. The record is from the annotation of a GenBank genome assembly. NCBI's taxonomy places the organism in Eukaryota, Ciliophora, Oligohymenophorea, Peniculida, Parameciidae.
AAUGGAUGUGAUACCAAAGAUAUCUCCGUUGAAUUGGGCAUAAGGAGAUAUUCUAUUUUCAACUGAUGAUUAUGCAGAAGAAAUCUAUUUUAUUUCAAUAGGAGAGAUAACAACAAGGGCUGCUGAUGGUUCAACCAUUUCAGUUUAUAGAGAAGGAGAUACUUUAGGAUUAUUGGAAGCAAUUUAUGAUGUGAGAAGGAUAGGAACUGCUAUCUGUAGUAAGAAUACUUAACUCUUCAGUUUGGAUAGAACUACUUAUCUUUAAAUGUUGUAGGAUUACCCAUAAUUACUCUCAGAAGUUAAAUAAUAAGUUGACAAAAGAAUCAAAGAAGUUAAGCCUUUCGUUGAAGAUGCUACCAUUUUAAAUAGAUCUAUCUAUGAAGUCAUGCAAGAUUAUUAGAGGAAGAUUAAUAAAAUCAAGAAAAUUAUUGAGCAAUUACAAAAAUCAGAAGAUAGUAAUGACAUUAUUGAUACUGACAAAAAUCAAUUAUAAAUAUUUCUACAAACCAAUACUUAAUUAGCCGAUAUUAUGAAUUUAUAAAGAGAAUCCAAUUCCAGAGAAACUGUGAUGUUUGAUAAUGCUAAAACAAUGAAUAAUCUUAUUGAUUAAUUAGCCGAUCUAUGGUAAAAAUAAUUGAUCGAAAAAAUUGAUUAAAUGCAUACUGAAACUACUUAUAUGAUAUAAGCUGUUCAAGAUAGAGUUGAAUAUUAUCAGAAAGCUACAAAGAAGUUUUCUAAUCUAAAAAAUGAUCUAACUAAAUAAAAAGAAAAUAUUCAAAGCAUGACCAAAUUAUGA